Molecule: messenger RNA, 970 nt
Organism: Trichomonas vaginalis G3
Lineage: Eukaryota; Parabasalia; Trichomonadida; Trichomonadidae
Product: organellar and viral DNA polymerase type B
Exons: 1
Biological process (GO): DNA replication
Molecular function (GO): DNA binding; DNA-directed DNA polymerase activity; nucleotide binding
Source: RefSeq, a predicted model, not a curated record
AUGAAAAACAUAGAUUCCAUCAAAGGUUGCAGAAUAGAUGAAAACCAUUUCGACUUAGAAAAAUAUAGCACGUUUUACUGCAAACAAGAUGUAAGAAUUUUAAGAGAAGGUUUUGUAAAGUUCCGCAAUGACUUAUUGAAAGAGUUUGAUUUAAACGUUUAUGACUACGUUAGUAUUUGUUCAAUUGCUAACAAAUUAUUUGAGAACAGAGUAUACUUCCCGAAUGGAAAUCUUUAUGACCUCUCAAAUAAACCAAGAGAAUUUAUUUCGAGAUGCAUUCAAGGUGGAAGAUGUAUGCUGUCAGAUAACAUGAAACAAAAGAGCGAAAAGAAACUCAUUGCUGACUUCGAUGCUGUUUCAUUAUAUCCCUCAGCUAUCGCGAGACUUUAUACUUUAGAAGGAAUUCCAAAAGUAUUGAAGGAUGAGAUGUUAAGCACAGAGUAUCUCAUGAGACAUUUAUUCGAUGACGACCAAAAGGAACCCAUUGGUGAAAAGUUUAUGUCCGGCUUCUUUGUUCUCAUUAAGAUAACAGAGAUUGGAAUACAUAGACACUUUCAUUUAAUAGUUUGCGACCCUGAACUAAAUCCAGAACUUAACGUUCCAAGAAGUUCAAACACUUGCUGUUUAAUGUAUGUUGACCAUAUAACAUUACAAGACCUCAUAAAAUAUCAAGGUGUCAAAUGUGAAGUGUUGCAAGGAUACUAUUACGAUGGAAACAGAGAUAUUAGAAUAAGAGAUGAAGUAAAGAAGUUGUUUGAGUUAAGGUUAAAGUAUAAGAAAGAAGGAAAUCCUUUGCAAGAAAAUAUAAAGCUCAUUCUGAACAGUAUUUAUGGCAAAACUAUUCUAUCUCCUAUUGAGUCAAAAAUAACCAUAGUAGAUGACAAAGAUGCUAUAAGAUAUGCUAUAAGAAACUACAACCAUAUAGUGAAGUUCGAAGGUUUGGAUGGUUCAGAUAAAACUAUUUUCAAGC